GCCUUCAACAACUCCCAGCAUCGAUUUGACCUUUUUGCUCUUCAUUAUUCUACAUUUUCUGUCUUCCUAUUGUCUCCCUUUACCUUUUACUUUUUCCUUUGUCUAAUAAUUCAUCUCCCACAAUUCUUCCUCUCUAGAUAUAUAAAUAUUUUGUCGUCCUGAUCCCUGAUUCCUUCCUUAUUCUUAUCAUAUGGUUUUUAGUUAUGGAUAUUUUGUCUAACAAUUCAACUUGUUUGGAGUUAAGCAUAGCCAUGCCCGGCUUUUCUUCUUCUUCAUCACUUCAAUCUUCUGGACAAAGUGAUGUUAGUGCAAUGAAAGAUUUGGAAUUGGAUAUAAAUCAGAUACCUUCAGGAGUCGAAGAAGAAUGCGUGGAAAAAGAAUUCGGAGGCCCUCCAAGAAAGAAACUCCGGCUGACAAAAGAACAAUCUCAUGUUCUUGAACAAAGCUUCAAACAAUACCACAUCUUGAACCCAAAACAAAAGGAGGGCUUGGCAGAUCAAUUAAAGCUAAAGCCAAGGCAAGUGGAGGUCUGGUUUCAGAACCGAAGAGCAAGGUACUUUACUAUGACAUACUAUUGGUGGCAAGUUUUAUUUAUAUUGAAGAAUCAUGAUGUGAAUUUUGACUCUUGAUUUGAAUUUCAUUUAUUCAAAUCAAGGGCCGAAUACAUGCCACAUUAAUAUCUGUCAACAAAUGUGUACAAAUGCAUUUGUACAAGUAGAUUAAUUGAAUAUCAGAAUCAAUAAGUGCAACUUAAGACGGGUCUUGGCUGCUUUUUCGAUUUGGACACGACUGUUACAUAUAUUAGUUAAAACUCAAAUAUUUGAUUGCCGUUUCAUUAAGUUGUUGGGAUGAGACUACAUAUAUAAUUAUUACCUUAGAUAAAUCAUACAAUCAGAAUAUUGCCAAAAUUGUGUAUUCACUGAAUCAGUUUCUACACCCCUUGUUGAUCCUAUUUUUAGAUGUAGAAAAUGAGAUGUAGCUGAAAAUCAUAUGAUCGUAAAUGUAACUCUUAUUAUUUUGAUGGAAAAGAUCAAGAAUUUUUGUUGGGUUCAAUUUGUAUAGAUACGUGCUUUCGAACUAUAAUUGAGUUGAUUAAAAUGGGGCUCAACAUAG
Messenger RNA from Olea europaea var. sylvestris, 1113 nucleotides. RefSeq names its product homeobox-leucine zipper protein ATHB-17-like. NCBI's taxonomy places the organism in Eukaryota, Viridiplantae, Streptophyta, Magnoliopsida, Lamiales, Oleaceae. The transcript has 3 exons. The record is from RefSeq and is a predicted model, not a curated record. Gene Ontology annotation, molecular function: DNA binding. The coding region runs from base 204 to 629 and encodes 141 amino acids.